UUAGAGGAACAAAGCUUAAACGAGUAUUCCAGAGUAUAUCAACCCACUUCCUCACCAAUACAAGCAGUAAUAAUUGUGAAGCAAUGGCAAGCAAUUCGAGGCCCACUUGGGUCUCCACCUGUCAUGGUGCUUGUAGGCUCCGAAAACCACGCGCUUAUCCUGACACUCAGGGAAAAGUGGAGGAAACGUCUGAACCCACUGCCGAGGUGGUCCCCGAAGUCGCAUAAACUGGUAUAAAGCAAUAGAGAAUCCCAAUUUUGGAGAAGUAACAAACCUUCCAUGACAAGACGGUUCAUGAGGUGCUCUCUUAGGCAUAUGCACGACUGCUGUUCUUGAUAAAUGCUGCAAUUAUGGGACCACCGGCUUCGUCCAACCGAGGCACUAACCGUCGACUUAAAAGUUUCCUGGAUCCGGGUAAACUAACCAAAGUUCGCCCCCAAAACCUCAAGCGCGGCCAAUUCAAUGGUAAGAUCAAGCGAAGCCCCAGGCGCAGAUGCCCAGGAACGGAAUAGUUAGUGCUGGCGCUAAACCAUAAUUUCGGGACCUGUGACCUUGAAGACGAAGGCUAGUCAGUUCAUGAUGUUAUCGACUUUAGCUCUAGUUAGGCACUAACAGCUGCGCGCCAGCACGAUUCUCAGCUCGCGGGUUUGCUAUCAGAAUCAAGGUGUGGGAACACUUUGCCGUGAAAAUUCGCCGAUUAUAAGCGAUCAGGGCCGACUUCCUGAUCAGGAAAUUAUCAACGAAACCUCUUAUUUCUCCGAUUAUCGGAGGAGCGGCAUAGUAAUCCGGUGAUUUGUGCCUUCAUGUGUAGAACAUCUAACUAUCCGGAAGCCGGUGGCCGCUUACCAAGUAGCACUUGUGUAACUUAUAGGCUUCCAAGAACUCCACACAUCACAGGUAUGCUAGCUGCGCAAAAUAUGGAAAGCCUCUUGGAUAUGCCGCAAAGUUCUUAUCGUCCUGCUCUGGAUGCGGGGAAGCCUAGGCUGGGGACUCGUCGAUGCUUGUUGGAAGGUCCUAUGUCGAAUAGAUGUACGCGAUGAAAACCUCCUUUGUAAACAACAAAUCUAUGUCACUGCCAUAGUGAUUCCGCCGCCUUGUUCGAGCCAUGGACUCAUCUUCAUCUGCUUUCGAUAUUCCUUUCGACAAACUACCCAAUCCCAAACAAGUUUGGGUUGGGAAGCCAGGGAGCAACGAAGAAGGAUUGGGAAAGCUUGCCUUGCUCACCCCUGAAGUAGUAGCCAAUGCAGCAAAAGAGAUAAAGACAGGUCGACGUGUGACGCUUGGAUGGGAAAUGACAAAACUCGAACUGGCCAAUCUCAAUCGGCAUCCAUGUCAACACCACAUUAUCUCUCUGCUCAACGGGGUUGCAUUCGACGAUGUCUACGUUUUCAAUCCGCGUACGUAUCAUCUCUCCCCCCAUCCAUAUGUGUUUUCUUCCCCCGUCGCCUUUUGUCGCAUUGAGGGCCUGAAAACUGACGAAUUCAAAGAGCAAAGCAGUCAAUGGGACGGGCUACGACACUUUUCACAAAAGAUCCCUGCGACAGACGAUAAACCCGCACACCGAGUCUUCUAUGGAGGGACCACUGCCGCCGAAAUAUUAGACCGAUCCACGGAUCGGAUCGGCAUGCAGCACUGGGCUCGUGCCGGAAUCACGGGCCGUGGAGUGCUCAUCGACUACGCCUCGUGGGCCGAAAAGCAUGGUAUCGAAUAUACCACAUUCUCCACACACCAAAUUCGGCUCGGCGACAUCAUCGAAAUUGCAAAGGAAUGCGAUAUCACAUUCCAGAAGGGCGAUAUGCUAUUCAUCCGGAUUGGGGUAACCCACGAAUGGGACAAUGUCAUGACGGACCAACAGAAGCGCGAAUACUCGCUUCAUCCUGCGCCAGAGCAUGCAGGAGUCGAAGCAACGAUAGAUAUGCUGCGCUGGAUUUGGGAUUGCAAGUUUUCCGCGGUAGCUGGCGACGCUAUUAGCUGGGAGGUCAGCAGCUCCAUCAGUCAUGUUCCUUUUUCCCUCCUAACUAGAGAAGUCAACUUAUGCGAGGAAGAAAAGCUGAAAUCAGUCUUAGGUAUAUCCUCCACAGGAUCCGGAGCUGUUUCUGCACGAAUACCUGCUCGCUGGCUGGGGCAUGCCAAUCGGUAAGUGAAGACCAAAGAGGAGUUGACGUCUGAAGGUCUCAAAGAGGGACGGUGAUGAUCUCGUGAUCUUCUCAGCCCUAACCAGGUUCAUUCCAUUCGCUCCUUGUACCGUGUCUGAUAAGCGUAUGAUCUAGGAGAACUCUUUGACCUCGAAGAGCUUGCCCGCACUUGUAAAGAGCUCGGAAGGUGGAGUUUCUUUGUUGCAUCCGUGCCGCUGAAUAUGCCCGGCGGAGUUUCGUCGCCGCCGAAUGCAGUAGCCAUAUUCUAGAAGGGAAAUUAACUCAACGCAAAAAGUUAGUUGGCGUAGUUAAAAAAUUAAACAUUCUAAUUCCUCAUUCCAAG
Molecule: messenger RNA, 2478 nt
Organism: Coccidioides immitis RS
Lineage: Eukaryota; Fungi; Ascomycota; Eurotiomycetes; Onygenales; Onygenaceae
Exons: 1
Coding region: 1106-2140 (344 amino acids)
Molecular function (GO): arylformamidase activity
Source: RefSeq, a predicted model, not a curated record